Acytostelium subglobosum LB1 is the source of this 2454-nucleotide messenger RNA. RefSeq lists its product as hypothetical. The transcript is spliced from 4 exons. The coding region runs from base 1 to 2454 and encodes 817 amino acids. The record is from RefSeq and is a predicted model, not a curated record. Gene Ontology annotation, cellular component: nucleoplasm; nucleolus; Noc1p-Noc2p complex. Gene Ontology annotation, biological process: ribosomal large subunit biogenesis. Lineage: Eukaryota; Evosea; Eumycetozoa; Acytosteliales; Acytosteliaceae.
AUGGGAAAAGCAGCCAAAGCAUCAAAGAAGCUUGAUAUUCAGAAGGUUAAGAAACAAAGACGUCUGAUAAACAAGUUCAAGACAGUAGAGACAAAGAAGUUAAAGACUCUUAACAGCAGAAAGAACAAGAGACAGAACCAAGAUGUCGAAGAAAAUGAGGAGACAGAGAUAACACAGAAUACAAACAUCGAUGAUGGUGAGAUGGAGGAUGAUGAUCUGGUGAUGGAUGGAAGUGAUCUUGAUGAUGAUGAGGAUAUGAUCGAUGGUGAUGAUCAAGACGAUGAUGAUGAGGAUGCCGCCGAGGAUGAGGACGAUCAAGAGUUGUUUGAUGAGAACGAUAAGAUGUUGAUGUCAAAGAAUAAGAAUAAUAAGAAGCAGCAACAGCAACAACUAAAGUCAAACAACAACAAGUCAGCACCAACUGAUGAGAAGAAACAACAAUCUGAUGCAGUCACCAAUCUCAAGGGUCAGGUGGCUCAACAUCGUGAAGAUCUUCAGAAGCUCAAGAUGAAGGAUCCAGAGCUGUUCGCAUUCAUGGGCGAGAACGACUCCAAUCUCCUUAACUUUGGUGAGGACUUGUCAGAUGAUGAUGAAGAUGAUGAAGAAGAUGAUGAUGUAGAUGCCGAUGGCGAGACAAAGGAUAAGCAAGUAGUCCUGACUAGUGAGUUGUUGGACUCUUGGAUUGAGGAGUGCGAGAAGCAGGUGACAUUGAAGUCUCUCAAGAAGGUGAUGUUGGCAUUCAAGUCGGCCGCUCAUACUGGUAUGUCGGGUGCACUUGGCGCCAAGAAGAAGUCAAAGAAGAACGCCAACGAUGAAGAGAAUGAGGCCAUCGAGAAGGAGAGCUUAACCGACAAGGACAUCCCCUUCAAGAUUGUCCACAGCCAAGUGUUCAACCGCACACUGAUCGUCUGUCUCCAGAACAUCCCCAAGUAUCUCGAUCAGCUGCUCAAGUACGAUCAUCAAAAGAUCGAGGAUGAGAAGGCUCGUCCACGUCUGCCCAAGACAUGCGAGGGCUGGAACAACCUGCGCAUUGCCGUCAAGACCUACGUGAGGAAUGUCAUCUACCUGGUCAACCAGCUGUCCGACCCCGAGAUGAUCAUGGUGGCCCUCAAGGGCAUGGAGAAAAUCGUCUGCCACAUUUCAUGCUUCCCAACCUAUGCCAAGUCAUCACUCAAGAUCCUUCUCCAACAUUGGUCUGCAUCAGAGGAAUCAGUUAGAAUCAUGGCAUUCCUGUGCAUUAGGAAGCUGGCCAUCUACACUCCUUAUCCAUUCAUCGACAACUGUUUGAAGGGUGUCUACUUGACCUAUGUGAGGAACAGCAAGUUCGUAUCGACCACCUCGUUGCCAAUAUUCAACUUCAUGGUCAACUGUGUGGUCGAGAUGUUUGGCCUGGACUUCCCCAGCUCCUACCGCCACGCCUUUGUCUACAUCCGUCAGCUGGCCAUCCAUUUGCGUAACACGCUGAACAAGCUGAACAAGGAGUCGAUCCAGAACAUCUACAACUGGCUGUACAUGAACAGUUUGCGCGCAUGGGUCGAGGUGCUGUGCUCCUACCCCAACCAGGAGCAGCUCAAGUUGCUGCUGUUCCCAAUUACCCAACUGUUGUUUGGUGUUAUUGGCCUGACUAAUAGCAGCAAGUUCUUCCCACUGCGCUUCAACUGCAUCCGCAUGCUCAACAAGCUGGCCCAGACCAACGGCACAUUCAUCAACUCAACGCCCUACCUGCUGGACCUCCUGACGACCAAGGACUUUGCCGCCGAGGGCAAGGCUUCCACCAAGAACAAGGGCAUCAACUUCCUGACGUCCCUCUCCGUCCAAGACACCUAUCUCAACACAAAGGCGUACCGCGAGGGUUCACGCUCCCAGUUUGCCGAGCUGAUGGUCGAUAACAUGAACAUAUACUCGUGCCAUAUUGGCUUCCCCGAGCUGGCCAUCCCCGUGCUCCAGCAUCUGAAGAAGUUCAACAAGGGCACCAAGAAUGUAAAGAUCAUCAAGCAGGUGAAGGAGAUCAUCGACGCACUCAACAAACAGUCCACAGUAGUCAAGAACGCUCGCGACAAUGUUAGCUUUGCACCAAAGGACACCAAGAAGGUGGCCGAGUUUGAGCAGACUCUGCGACAGAAGCUAGGCGCCAACGGUAACGCCGUGGCUGUGCUCCUGAGCGCACUGCAGAAGAAGAGCAAGAAGGAACAGGAGGUGUUGCUGCAGGGUACCAAGGUCUACGACUUUGACAACGAUGAGGAUGAGGAGUUGGAGGACGACCAAGACGACGAGGACGAUCAGGAUGGAGAGUUUGUUGACGAGGAUGGCGACGCCAUGGACGAGGACGAUGGCGAGGAUGAGGAGGAGGAGGUUGCUCCUGCCAAGAAGCAGCGCACAAGAUCAAAGAAGUUCCCACACGACAGUACAGCAGAGGAUGUUGUCGAGGACCUCGAGUUCUCCGACGAGGAAUAA